CUAUUGUGUCUUCCUCCCUGGCUCUAUCGGCGGCGUUGGGGAUCUGCAUCUGUGUAAUUACCAUGAGAACGAAGGGUUAUUUCCAUCAAACACUCAGUUGAUCUUAUCUUCAAUUACUCCGCCAUGAAAACUCGAUUCUGAAUUGAAAGGACUCUUUUGGGCCACUCCGAGCCAGAACGCGGUUGUGGCCAUUCAUCCCUGUGAGACAAAGCAAUCAUGACGGGCAGCUCGAAGAGCCUCCAAGCCAAACAAAAUAAGUCGCUCUCUGAGCGACUUCGAAGUCCAUUCCACCUGAGACCAGCCGACGACGAUGAACCGCAAAAUUGGUGGAUAGCAUCAACAGCUAUUCCCCUCAUCUCUGCCACAACUGCCCCUUUGGCCAAUGUCAUGUCAAUAGUGGCGCUAGUUUCAUCAUGGAAAGUGACAGUUCUGACCCAGACGGAUUCAUUCGGGCAACCCAUCCAAGAACCCUUGGCAGACCCACGAUGGUGCAUAGCCUUGAAUGCAACGUCCCUGGCAUGCGGCUUGGCAGGGAACCUGUUCCUUUUGUUCAAUUUCACCCGAACAGUGAGGUACAUCAUCGCGUUGCCUGUAUCGAUCAUUCUAUGGUUCCUUUCAACCUCCAUCUUGAUUGGUAUCACAGCUGCGAUGCAUGUCUAUUCACCUCCUGUCCCUCCCAAUGAGACGUAUUCGCAGGCGUACUGGAGCGCAGUGAUCGCUGCGGUCCUCUAUUUUAUCCUCGGCGUGAUUUUAUUGGUCAAUAUGCUGGGAUAUGUUCUCGGACAUUAUCCGCAGUACUUCGCCUUGACAGACGGCCAACGCACGCUCAUCUUGCAGACUACCGCCUUCGUAGUCUGGCUCAUAAUCGGAGCUGUAAUUUUCAACAAUGUUAUUGACAUAUCCUUCGCGGAUGCCCUAUACUUCUCCGAUGUCACUAUCCUCACGCUAGGAUAUGGCGACAUCACUCCCACAACUCCCGUGGCUCGGGGUCUCGUCUUUCCGUAUACGGUCAUCGGCAUGAUCAUACUGGGUCUCGUGGUCAACAGCGUUCUGCAAUUUGCGCAUGACAUUCAAUACAAGGAAGUUAUACGCAAACACGUCGAGCGCAAACGACAAGCCACGAUCAGCCGUUCUGUAACCGUCGAACCUGAAGAAACAUCCCAGCUCGAGUACAAGCCACGACGCUCCGGCCGACAAGUCCGAAGCACAAUCGACGCGUUCGCCAUGAUCGGUCGCCCGAAACAGGUUGUUAUGGAAGAAGAGAAAGACCGAUUCGACGCCAUGCGAGCUAUUCAGCGUGAGACGCUUCUUUUUCGCCGAUGGUACAACCUUGUUCUGAGUGUCAUCAUGUUCGGUUUCGUCUGGACCAUCGGGGCGGUGGCGUUUUGGCAGAUGGAGAAUCUCACCUACUUCGAAGCGCUUUACUUUGGCUUCUGCUCUCUUCUGACGAUCGGGUACGGAGACAUCACCCCGUCGACCAACGCCGCCAAGCCAUUCUUCAUUGUCUGGUCGCUGGUUGCUGUGCCCACCAUGACAACUCUUAUCUCCGAGAUGAGCGACACUAUUGUCGCAGGCUUCAAACAUGCGACCGACGUUGCGGCCGACUGGACGGUUCUCCCGCAAUCCGGCCGUUACGCCAAGUUCGUGAAGAAGAUUCCGCCGCUGUACGCCGCUCUGGAACGACGCGAGGAGCACAAGCGCGUCGCUGAAGGCUUUCCAAUUGGGCUGGAUAGGGACAUCGAGAAGGGUGCCAAGAAGUCCAGCGCUUUGUCCCCGAGCACCAGCCAUCAAACACGCGGCGUUGAGCCGGGAGAACAGACCGUCGACCAACUCGCCAACGACCCGGACACCGCAGCUGGCCCAGCCUCGAGCAUCCAGUUAGCACAGAGACUCGCGCUGGCGAUCCAACGAACUACUCGCGACGCUCUAAACGGGGAGCAGAAGAAAUACACCUACGAGGAAUGGGUCGAGUUCACGCGGCUGAUCCGGGCCACGGACUCGUCUUCCUCGGGGUUAGAGCUGCAAGAGGAUGAAUACGGCGUGUUCAGCUGGGACUGGAUCGGCGAGACAAGCCCCAUGCUGGCGAGUGAGACGGAGCCAGAAUGGGUCCUCAACCGGCUCUGCGAGAGUAUGAUCCGGUGCUUGGAUGCGACGAGGAAGAGGUAUGAAGGUGCGAAGGAGGAGGACGAGCCGACGCUGAGGAAAGAGCGAGCGAUCAAGUUUACUGACGGUUGAUUUGACUUGGAUACCAUUUCUCACCUGUCAGAUUUUACUACUCGUGCUGAUCUUAUGUUUUGAUAUAUCCCUUCAUUCUACACUUCUCAUCGCAGAUAUUAUGUGUACUGUAUUUACCAUAUACUUCGAUUCUCAAUCCUAUUUAG
Aspergillus saccharolyticus JOP 1030-1 is the source of this 2381-nucleotide messenger RNA. RefSeq names its product potassium channel family protein. Lineage: Eukaryota; Fungi; Ascomycota; Eurotiomycetes; Eurotiales; Aspergillaceae. Gene Ontology annotation, biological process: stabilization of membrane potential; potassium ion transmembrane transport. The record is from RefSeq and is a predicted model, not a curated record. The transcript has 2 exons. Gene Ontology annotation, molecular function: potassium ion leak channel activity. Gene Ontology annotation, cellular component: membrane. The coding region runs from base 217 to 2235 and encodes 672 amino acids.